Molecule: messenger RNA, 1091 nt
Organism: Tricharina praecox
Lineage: Eukaryota; Fungi; Ascomycota; Pezizomycetes; Pezizales; Pyronemataceae
Product: mitochondrial 18 KDa protein-domain-containing protein
Exons: 2
Coding region: 138-839 (233 amino acids)
Biological process (GO): mitochondrial fission
Cellular component (GO): mitochondrion
Source: RefSeq, a predicted model, not a curated record
UAUUGCCGCUGGGCAACCAACCAACAUCGGCACAACCCAAAACCGACUUCGCUUGUCCUCCUCUCCCCCACCAUCACACAACCAUCAACCACCCCUCGAUACCGAUAUUACCACCGAACGCACGCACGCACACAGCAAUGACAAAACCCACCACUACCCCCGCUGCCCCCGCCGCCCCCGCCACGGGCAAACCGACCGAUGAAACGCUCCUCGAGCACAUCGCGGACGGAACCGCCCCCGACAGCACCGAAUCCGACGUUCGGUACGCAGCGUACGCGAACCGCGUGCGGACGAUCCUGCGGUCGGCGCACCGCUACGUCGCCUACACGUCGGACAUCGGGGAGUCCUUCCGGCCGGUGGCACACCCAUGGCUGAUCCGUGGCGCGUACGGCGUGUCGUGGCUAUACCUCACCGGCGACGUGGCGAACGAGGGGUACAAGGCGUACACGCGGCAGUAUCCCAGCUCGCCGUCGACGGGUUUGACGAACAAUGCCGUCGCGUUGAUGCCGACUCCGCCGCUGGAGGAUUAUAGAACUGUCAUGGUCCAGCGCGCGAUCUUUCAGUCCCUGGCGUCGAUGGGAUUGCCCGCUUUUACCAUUCAUUCCGUCGUCAAGUACUCCGGGAAGGCGCUUAAGGACGUGAAGAAUGUCAGGGUGCGCACGUGGGCGCCCAUCGGCCUCGGCUUGGCCAUCGUGCCGUUUCUGCCGUAUAUCUUCGAUGAGCCGGUGGAGCAUGCGGUGGAUUACACGUUCAAGCGUGGGUUCGAGGCGAUGGGGUGGACGGCGCCGAAGGGAGUGACUGAGAUGGUGAAGGAUAAGAUUAAGGAGAAGGAGUUGUAGAGGGAGAGAGAGACCGGUGGCUUUUUGCUUUUUUUUGGGCGACGGACGGAUGGAUACCUUUCUCGACUCUGAUAGAUGAUCUUGGACCUUGGACUGUUUGCGUUGUAGCUGCUGCUUUACGAUGUGGCCAUAUGCUGGAGCGGGCGAGUUUGCGGAUGUGUGGGAGUAAAGGGGCAAAACUUGUAUGUAUGGUGAUUGAUUGAUUGUGUCGUCUUCAUGAGAAAAAAACAACAUACAAAGCACGUGAGUGGG